Messenger RNA from Exserohilum turcica Et28A, 1263 nucleotides. RefSeq lists its product as uncharacterized. Gene Ontology annotation, molecular function: protein binding. The transcript has a single exon. The record is from RefSeq and is a predicted model, not a curated record. Lineage: Eukaryota; Fungi; Ascomycota; Dothideomycetes; Pleosporales; Pleosporaceae. The coding region runs from base 78 to 1160 and encodes 360 amino acids.
ACGGCACCACCACCGGCAUACAUCCUCUAAACACACGACAUCCCCAAGCACCGACCACUCCAGUCGCGCAUCCAAACAUGAAGCUGCUUACCGCCUUGUUCUAUACGGCUUCCCUUGCGCUUACUUGUGCCGCCCAAAAUGAAGGUCUCAAGUGGGUUACGUCACCGACACUUCGCAAAGAUGUACAAUACCUGGGCAUGUCGGCCAUCAACAAGGACGUAGUUUGGCUGUCCGGCACCCACGGCACCAUCAUCCGCACUACCGACGGCGGUGCGCACUGGGAAGACGUUCCUUCUCCCGUAAACGCUUCUGAAAAGUAUUCCGUCACGUUCAAGGCCAUCCACGCCUUUUCAGACAAGUUUGCCGUCGUCCUCGCCGAUGGUGCAGGCAGCCAUUCUCGCAUAUUUCUGACUGGCAAUGCCGGCGAGCGCUGGAGGCAGACUUUCACCAACAACGAACAGGCCGCCAACUACCAAUGCAUGGGCUUUGGCUCCACCGACGGAAGGCGCGCGAUGGGUGUCGCAGCCAGUGGGCCCGUCAACGGUCGGCUCCGCUUGAUCCAGACUAUCGAUGCGGGCGAGACGUGGACGCCCGUGUCGCAGGCCAAAUUCCCCCUCACCGAACCGGACGAAAAGCUGCUGCCAGUGAGUUCGUGCGUCACCGUGAGCCCUUACGGGGUAUACGUUGCUACCGCCGACACCAAAAGCGGACGCACCCACAGCACCGUCAACGACAACCUUGCACUAGGUUGGCAGGCCACAAGCGCAAAUCUCACCGCAGGCGUGGCUGGCGGCGCAAGCAAUGUGGCGUUCCACGCCAAUGGCCUGAACGCCGUCGUAGUCGGUGGCCCUAUUAGCUUCUCGUCUUCCAACAGCACGCUUGCUUCAUGGGCUGCCCUUGGCGGUGACUACUGGUACCGCAGCACCGGCGCACAAGGCACCUUUCUCUCGAGCGCCAGCUGGGCGCCUCUGAGGAGUCAAGUUGCUGUUGCUGUGGGACCCGACGGAUCUGUUAUUACCCAUGAUAGCGGCAAGACUUGGGAAGCGCUGGGCAAAGAGUCCUUCACCAGAGUUAGCUGCAACGACCAGGAUAUGUGCUGGGCGGCGGGAGAGGGUGGAGUGGUUGGCAAGUUGGACUUGAGCGUGCUUAGCUUUCGCUAAACGAUUGGCUGUAUGUAUAUAGAGAGAGACUUUGGCGAGAUGCGUAACGAGUCGACCAUUUGAUCAUGAGCAUAGCAAUGUCAAUACGAGUGUUAAUGCCAUG